Molecule: messenger RNA, 1713 nt
Organism: Striga hermonthica
Lineage: Eukaryota; Viridiplantae; Streptophyta; Magnoliopsida; Lamiales; Orobanchaceae
Source: the annotation of a GenBank genome assembly
AUGGAAACCCUAGCCUUCUCCUGUAAUCAACCGCUUUUCUCUCCUCGCCGGUACACCUCAAGGCUCACCUUCAAGACGACACCUUUCUCCCUCAAAUGCUCGACCUCACCUCCAUCCUUAGUGGACCAAUCUGUCAAGUUCAAGGAAGCUGCUAAACAAGGGAAUUUGAUCCCUAUGUACAAGCCCAUAUUUUCUGAUCAUUUGACUCCAGUGCUUGCAUAUCGGUGUCUGGUGAAGGAAGAUGAGAGAGACGCCCCCAGUUUUCUUUUUGAGUCAGUUGAGCCUGGUCCAAAAGCAUCCAGUGUCGGACGAUAUAGUGUAAUUGGAGCUCAGCCAACAAUGGAAAUCGUGGCAAAAGAAAACAUGGUGACCAUAGUUGAUCAUCAUGAAGGACAGAGGACAGAGGAGUUUGUGGAGGAUCCUAUGGUGGUUCCUCGUAGGAUUAUGGAGAAGUGGAAACCCCAACGCAUUAAUGAACUUCCUGAAGCAUUUUGUGGUGGUUGGGUCGGUUACUUUUCAUAUGACACUGUGCGCUAUGUAGAGCAGAAAAAACUUCCAUUUUCCAAAGCUCCUGAAGAUGACAGAAAUCUUCCUGACAUUCAUCUGGGGCUUUAUGAUGAUGUUAUAGUGUUCGAUAACGUGGAGAAGAAAGCAUAUGUGAUACACUGGGUCAGAUUGGAUCAGUUUUCUUCUGUUGAAGAGGCCUAUGAUAAUGGGAUGAACAGAUUAGAAGCUUUAGUGUCAAGAGUGCAUGACAUAGUGCCCCCUAAGCUUUCUGCGGGUUCCAUAAAACUAUACACUAGCCAUUUUGGUCCUUCUUUGAGCAAGUCCACCAUGACUAGUGAAGAAUACCAGAAUGCAGUGAUGCAAGCUAAGGAGCAUAUUUUAGCUGGGGAUAUCUUUCAGAUUGUGCUCAGCCAGCGGUUUGAACGACGCACUUUUGCUGAUCCUUUUGAAGUGUAUAGAGCGUUGAGAAUUGUCAACCCAAGUCCAUAUAUGACCUACUUACAGGCGAGAGGCUGUAUCCUGGUUGGUUCAAGUCCUGAAAUUCUUACUCGAGUUAAGAAGGGCACGGUUACCAAUCGACCUCUGGCUGGAACUGUUCGAAGAGGGAAAACGCGAGAGGAAGAUUACAUGUUGGAAAAUCAGCUUUUACAUGAUGAGAAACAGUGUGCAGAACAUAUUAUGCUUGUUGACUUGGGACGAAAUGAUGUUGGAAAGGUGUCGAAACCUGGUUCUGUGAAGGUUGAGAAGCUCAUGAAUGUUGAAAGAUAUUCCCAUGUCAUGCACAUCAGUUCCACUGUUACUGGUGAGUUGUCAUCUGACUUGACCAGCUGGGAUGCUUUACGCGCAGCAUUGCCUGUUGGAACAGUUAGUGGAGCCCCCAAGGUGAAAGCCAUGGAACUUAUCGAUAAACUAGAAGUGAAGAGGCGGGGGCCAUACAGUGGUGGAUUUGGGGGCAUUUCUUUUACGGGAGAUAUGGAUAUUGCUUUAGCUUUAAGGACCAUUGUUUUCCCGACCAACAUGAGGUACGACACAAUGUACUCGUACAGAGACAGUGGAAAACGAAGGGAUUGGGUUGCCCAUCUCCAAGCAGGGGCCGGCAUAGUUGCAGACAGUGAUCCUGCUGACGAGCAGAGGGAGUGUGAAAACAAGGCUGCUGCUCUCGCUCGAGCCAUUGAUCUUGCUGAGUCAUCAUUUGUCGAGAAGUAA